Messenger RNA from Pseudophryne corroboree (corroboree frog), 18157 nucleotides. RefSeq names its product chemerin chemokine-like receptor 2 (gene CMKLR2). Gene Ontology annotation, biological process: positive regulation of cytosolic calcium ion concentration; complement receptor mediated signaling pathway; phospholipase C-activating G protein-coupled receptor signaling pathway. The transcript has 2 exons. Lineage: Eukaryota; Metazoa; Chordata; Amphibia; Anura; Myobatrachidae. Gene Ontology annotation, molecular function: complement receptor activity; G protein-coupled receptor activity. Gene Ontology annotation, cellular component: plasma membrane. The record is from RefSeq and is a predicted model, not a curated record. The coding region runs from base 95 to 1255 and encodes 386 amino acids.
CAGCGGCUGCACCCCGACCCACCUCCCCUGGCAGCUCCUUCCAGGGGGAUGCAUUCAAUAAACCGGCUGUCAGGAUGACAGUAUAUGGGAGCGGAUGAGUCACAGUAUUCCUGUCAGGAGGAGAGCUGCAAUAACCACACUCCAUCUGUGCAGGCAGGCAGCAGCGACUGCUGAGCUACAAAUCCUCAAGCACAAGAUGGAUCCAGCGAAGGAACCUUCUCCAUUCGACAUCUACAACUAUGCAUACGAUUACUACGACCUAGAGGAAACCCCGCAUGGCGCCACACAGCCGCACGCACUCCAUGUAGCGUCUAUUGUCAUCUACUCGCUGGCAUUCCUUCUAGGAGUGCCCGGAAAUGCCAUGGUUAUCUGGUUCACUGGUUUCAAAUGGGAGAAAACAGUCGGCACCCUCUGGUUCCUCAAUCUGGCCGUUGCGGAUCUGAUCUUUGUGUUAUUUUUGCCUCUACACAUCACGUACGUGGCCACGAACUUCCACUGGCCUUUUGGGAAGAUACUCUGCAAGGUCAAUUCUUUCAUUGCCAUCCUCAACAUGUUCGCCAGCGUCUUCUUCCUCGCCCUCAUUUGUCUGGACAGGUACAUGCUCUUGUCCUGGCCCAACUUCGCACAGAGACAUCGGACACUGAGCAAGUCGGGCAUCGUUAGCGGGAUUGUGUGGCUGACGGCCACGUUUAUUGCCAGCCCUGCUUUGUACUACAGAGACACAGAGAUCAUCAAGUCCAGCACCAUCUGCUUCAACAACUUCCACGAAUCCAAUCUUUCCAUCAUCAUAAGGACCCACAUAUCCCUUACGUUGACCCGGUUCUUCGUUGGCUAUCUCUUCCCGUUGCUGACCAUGAUCGUCUGCUACACAAUUCUGUCGAUCAGGAUGAAGAGAAAGAGCACACAAGCCAACAGUAAGUUCUUCUGGAUGGUGCUGGCCAUUGUGGUGGCAUUUUUCCUUUGUUGGACCCCUUACCACAUACUAAGCCUUAUGGAGCUGAGGGCCCACGAGGACGAGGCGUAUCACGAUUGGCUGAGGGUCGGAAUGCCCAUUUCAACGAGUAUGGCCUUCGUCAACAGCUGCAUUAACCCGAUCCUUUAUGUUCUGAUAAGCAAAGUGUUCAGGACACGCUUAGGUGCCUCGGUAGCAGAAAUAUUCAAGCACACUAUACGGGACAUCAGCCAGACAGGCGUUAAAAGUGAGCAGCUUGUGGAUUCCGAGAAUAAUCCCACAGUCUGCGAAACAGUCUCUUGAAAUAUAAUUUUGACCACCCGUCUAUACCCCAGUGUCAGCAUGUUCCAGUGCCCCCUAGCGGCUGACUGAGAAAGGAUUAAUAUCCUACCGGCCCUGGGAUCUCUCUUUAUAUGAGGUCUGUUCAUGAUCAGUUAUUUACUAACACAACAGAAUACACUCUAUCAGGGUAGGCAAUGCUUAGCACGCCAGAUGCUGUGGGAACUACAAAUCCCAGCAUUCCUUGUCAUAUCUUUAGCAUGCUCUUAUAGAAAAACUGUCAGGGCUUGAUGGGAGUUGUAGUUCCACACGUUGCUUGCACAUACACUAUAUUACUGCACUCACUGCUUGCUUACAUUCCAAUCUUCCAAAAGGGCUGGAAGAAAAUCUCUGGUGAUGCUGGGGGCAAGGACAGUGAACAUGGUAAAGCCACGUCGGUGGUGCCACGUUUGGUGGCAGGGUUCCUAAUGCUGGUUCCCAGUUUCCCCAUGCUACAGUAUACAGUAUGUUACUUUUUAGUAAAUAACAUUAGAAGGGAUAAAGCUUUUAAUUCACCAUUCUUCAUAAAACAGAUCUGUAGUGAAGAUUUUAUUUCUAUUGUUCUUAAUGAUUGUACAGUUAUCACAUUUAAUAUUAAAAUACUAUAUAUGUUAAAUCAAUUGCCAGCUUUAUGUAUAAAUAUAUAUACACAAAUAGAAUUAAUUUUGCAACAGACCCUUUGUAAAUAAGUAUCUCAUUCUUACUUUGUUAUAAAUCUCACUGUGUACGCACACAAAGUGCGGCUGCUGUGCGUCCGGACACAGCACAGGGCUUCAGCCUGCGAACGCAGCAUCCAGGUCUGAAUUGAGCCCAAUGUGGCUUGUAGUCUUUCUCCACGUGUUGUACCCCCCCCCCUUUUUUUCUGUACAUCAUACUUCCUCUUUCUCUUACGUCCUAGAGGAUGCUGGGGACUCCGUAAGGACCAUGGGGUAUAGAUGGGCUUUGCAGGAGACAUGGGCACUAUAAAGAACUUACAAUGGGUUUGCAAUGGGUGUGCACUGGCUCCUCCCUCUAUGCCCCUCCUCCAGUUAGAUCCUGUGCCCAGAGGAGACUGGGUGCACUACAGAGGAGCUCUCCUGAGCUUCUCUGCAAAAGAAUUUUGUUAGUUUUUUUAUUUUCAGGGAGCACUGCUGGCAACAGGCUCCCUGCGUCAUGGGACUGAGGAGAGAGAAGCAGACCUACUUAAAUGAUAGGCUCUGCUUCUUAGGCUACUGGACACCAUUAGCUCCAGAGGGAGUCGGAACGCAGGUCUCACCCUCGCCGUUCGUCCCGGACCCGUGCCGCCGUCCCCACGCAGAGCCGGAUGAUAGAAGCCGGGUGAGUAUAUGAAGAAAGAAGACUUCAAAGGCGGCUGAAGACUUCAGAUCUUCUAUGAGGUAACACGCAACGGUUAGGUGCAGGGCGCAGGGGGGGCUACCUGGGCAGCAAUAAACCUCUAGGACUGGCUCAUAGGAAUAUAUAGGCUGCGGAGGCAAUACCCCCGCCAGUAUAAAUAAAUUUGAGCGGGACCGAAGCCCGCCGCUGAGGGGGCGGAGCUUGAUCUCACAGCACUAACCAGCGCCAUUUUCUUCCACAGCACACUGCAGAAACUGGCUCCCCGGACUCUCCCCUGCUGAACACGUUGACAGAGGGCACAAAAGAGGGGGGGGGGGGGCACUUGUAAGGCGCAAGUGCCCACUUAUCGGGGGAACUGUCUCCAUACAUACAUAUAUCUCCUAUAUAAUAGCCCAGAUCUGUGACUUUGUGAUUCAUUUGCUAACGCUGGGCGGAGUCACAACACUGGGCGGAGUUAGUCAAAUGAGUCACAGAUCUGGCCAAAUCUACAGGAGACUAGGAGCAGAAGCAGAUAGUAUGGGCAUGGCACAGGCAGGGGUGCACACCUCCCAGCUUUCUGCAGGAGCUUUCUCCAGGCAGAAGGAGGGACACACUCGGCGAAAAGGGGGCGUGGCUUCACGGGAGGGCUCCCGUUUUCGUCAGUGAGGGGGCAUGCCCAGCGCUCUAUGAGCUGCUGGCAUGCCCCCAGGGGCUGAUUAUGAGUCCGGGGGGGCCAGGGCACUUGAGACAGGGGGGCCCUAUCUCAUUGCUGUGCCUGCUGUGGGCGUGGCCUAAUCGCGGAAUGCGCGGCCACGCCCCCUUAUGCAAAUUCCGAUUUUUAUUUUUUUAAUGGGAUUUUGGCCCCUCAGCUAGGGGUAAAUCCAGAGGAGGUGGUCGCUCCCCCCUACACACCCGCACAGGCAGAAGAAAGCAGGGAGACUGCUGCCUCCCUGCAACACCACAGACCUGCCAAUACGCAGCAGCGUGUGCUGACUGUAGCACAAUGCUGCCGUUGUUGCUGGCAGUACGGGGGGGAGCUUCUGAGCUGGGACAGAGCUACUCCAGCCGGGGGGGCCCCUAAAACUGUGGGGCACACGGUAUGUACCCCCUGCCCCCCCACCUUAAUCCGGCUCUGCUGCUGGAACCCCCCCUUAAUCCGUACCCCCUAAUGCCCCCUCUCCCUCUGUCUCCACUAUUCACCGCUGCUCUGCUAAGCAGAACAGCGAGUACAGGAGCUUUCCAACUGCCCCCCCCCCCCCCCCCCACCGCGGGACACUGCGACACGCGGGUGGGACAGCGGGACAGACCCCAAAAAAUGGGACUGUCCCGCGAAAAUCUGGACAUUUGGGAGGUAUGGGGGUGUGUGAGGGGUAUGUCAUACAGACAGACGGGCACCGGCUCACUGUGUGCUUGAUCCCCCACAUCGGCAUACUCAGCAGGGUCUCUCUGGCGCGGAGGAGCGUCACUUUCUGGCACACUCCACGCUUCUUAGCUGCAGUUUUGUGGGGCACCUGCCGCUGUGCAGGUUCCGUACUGCCUCUGUUAUCUCCAGCCCCGGCAACCCCACCGCUAGCUGCAGCGCUGCCACCCGCAGUGAGGUGCGCCCAGCUCCUUCACACACUUUAGCUGGUGGGUAGCGCUGCAGAAAUCCGAGCUGCUUGCAGGCUCCGACCAACUUCUCCCUCCAGCCGCAGCGUCUCCUGGGAGCUAACCAGUCACUCCCAGUCUCCCCUUACCACAGUGCCCGGCAGCCGCGAAGUCCGCGCCACGUGCAUGCUAUGACCCCCUCCUCCCUCCAGCUGCAGCAUCUCCUGGGGGCUAACCAGUCAUUUCCAGUCUCACCUUACCACAGUGCCCGGCAGCUGCGCGAGGUCUGCGGUGUGUGACUGAGGAGGGGGGGAGGGAUGCGGACGGGCAGAGGAAGCAGGACUCCAGCCUGAGAGAGUCAGCCAUGCCAAGUCUCCAGCAGCAGCAGAUCCCAACAGGUUGGAGUGGAACAGCAGCAGCCAGCAGCAGUGACUCCGGUAAGACACAUCUGUCUGUCACCACUGUUUUGUCCCUAAUACCAAUCUCUCCCGUUCCCUGUGUUCUGUCAUGUCCCUGUCACCCCUGGCCUUGCCCUGCCACCCUUAUCCUGGCCCUUUCACCCUUAUCCUGGCCCUUUCACCCUUAUCCUGGCCCUGUCACCCUUAUGCUGGCCCUGUCACCCUUAUGCUGGCCCUGUCACCCCUGUGCUUGCCCUGUCAACCCUAUACUGGCCCCGUCACCCCUGUCCUGGUCCUGCCGCCCCUACCCUGGCCCUGUCACCCCUAUCCUGUCCCUGUCAUUUCUGUCCUGGCCCCGUCGCCCCUGUCCUGGCCCCGUCACCCCUGUUCUGACCCUGUCACCCCUGUCCUGGCCCUGUCAACCCUGUUCUGACCCUGUCACCCCUGUCCUGGCCCUGUUACUGCAUACCCUCCAACUACCCUUUAUGGCAUGUACAGUACCCGCAGCGCCUCCAGACCUCUCCCCAAUGCACCACACCUCCGCACCUUCCCCUCCACCACAUGCGGCACUCCACCCCUCCCCCACAUGCUGUGCCUCCAGACCCCCUACACCACCCGCAGCUCCCACUCCUCCGCCCCUUCACCACCCGCAGCACCUCCAGGCCCCCUCCACCAUUCACCCCCCUUAUAUGUCUCCCCCCACACCUGCCCCCCUCCACCCGCAGCAUCUGCAGACACCCUCCUCCAUCUGCGGUCCCCCCCUCACCCACCAACGGCACCCCCGCACCUGCCCCUCCACCACCUCCGGACCUCCUUUCCCAUCCGCCGCACCACCCGUACCUGCCCCUACCCUACCCAUGGUGCCUGCGGUCCCCUACCCCACCCCCGGCACUCCCGUCCCUUCCCAUCCCACAGCACCUCCGGAACCCUUCACCCAUCCACAACGUCCCCACACCUGCCCCUCUCCCACCCGUGGCACCCCUGCCCCUUCCCCACCUGCAGUGCCUCCGGACCCCUCCCCCAUCUGCAUCCCCCACUCUUCUGCCCCUCCCCCACCCGCAGCACCUCCCGAACCGUCCCCAUCCGGGCCCCACCCCCACUUCUGCCCCCCCUCCACCCGCAGCAUCUACAGACACCAUCCGCAGUCCUCCCCGCACCCGCUACAUUCUGUACAUCGUGCCCUGCAGGUGCUGUUCACGCCGUCGCAAGGGGCUGCGCCUCCUUCACCAUCGCGCGCCCUUUCAUUGUGCAAUAUUUAACCACUAACAAAGGAAUGCAGGUAAUACUCCGUAUAAUACAAAUAUUAAACCCCAGAAAGGCAUGCAAGGGUUAAGGGGGUGUAGCCCCUUGCGACGGUGUGAAGAGCGCCCGUAGGGCGCGAUGAAGCACCUAGUAUAUAUAUAUAUAUAUAUAUACAAUCCCUGUGUGUGUGUGGGGUGUCGGUACGCCUGUGUCGGCAUGUCUGAGGCGGAAGGCUCUUCUAGAGAGGAGGUGGAGCAGAUGAUUGUGGUGUCUCCGUCGGCAACGCCGACACCUGAUUGGUUGGACAUGUGGACUGUUUUAAAUGCAAAUGUGACCUUGUUACAUAAGAGAUUGGACAAAGCAGAGUCCAGGGAUAAUACGGGGAGUCAAUCAAUGGCGUUGACGGUGUCACAGGGCCCUUCUGGGUCUCAAAAACGUCCCCUAUCCCAAUUAGCAGACACUGAUACCGACACAGAUUCUGACUCCAGUGUCGACUACGAUGAUGCAAGGCUACACCCAAGGGUGGCCAAAAGUAUUCAUUAUAUGAUUAUUGCAAUAAAAGUUGUAUUUGUAUUAACCAAACUGCACCAUCAUACAUCUCCUCACUCAUCUCAAAAUAUCUCCCUACCAGACCUCUCCGCUCUGCACAAGAUCUGCGUCUCUCAUUCACAUGUAUUACCUGUUCCCACUCAAAAUUACAGGACUUUACCCGGGCUUCACCCACUCUGUGGAAUGCACUCCCACGCACAAUAAGACUCUCCUCUAGUCUCCAAACCUUUAAACGUUCUCUGAAAACUCAUCUCUUCAGACAAGCCUACCAAAUUUCUGACCCACACACAUAACCUUCACAGCUUCCCUAUCAAGUUACAUCCCCUCUGUACAGUCCACAUAAACUCACAUUUUGUCUUCCAACAUUGCUGGGUGAUCAUAUCAUAUACAACCCAUUAAGAACCUAGCAACCUGGGGAACCAUUAUGUGACAAGUAGCAUCUAUCCUUGUGUAUCAAUGCCUAUUUCCCUAUAGAUUGUAAGCUCGCGAGCAGGGCCUUCCUACCUCUGUCUGUCUGUCUGUCUUUACCCAGUUUUGUUCUAUAAUUGUUGUUCUAAUUGUAAAGCGCAACGGAAUAUGCUGCGCUAUAUAAGAAACUGCUAAUAAAUAAAUAAAUAAUAAUAUUUGCAUAUCACAGAUGACCCCUCUGUCACUGACACGAGGGUACACAUGUUUAAGGAAAAGAAACCUGAGGUAACAUUUCCCCCAUCUCAUGAGCUGAAUGCGUUAUUUGAAAAAGCUUGGGAAACUCCAGACAAAAAAACUGCAGAUUCCCAAAAGAGUUCUUAUGGCGUAUCCUUUCCCGGCACAGGACAGGGUACGGUGGGAAUCCUCGCCCAGAGUGGACAAAGCUUUGACGCGCUUAUCCAAAAAGGUGGCGCUACCGUCCCCAGACACGGCAGCUCUUAAAGAUCCUGCUGAUCGCAGACAGGUAACGACUUUAAAAUCAAUUUAUACACAUACUGGUGCGUUACUCAGACCGGCUAUAGCAUCGGCUUGGGUCUGUAGCGCGGUAGCAGCUUGGACAGAUACCUUGUCAGCUGAUCUUGAUACCCUAGAUAGGGAUGCCAUUUUGUUGACCUUAGGUCACAUCAAGGACGCAGUCUUAUAUAUGAGAGACGCUCAGAGAGACGUCGGACUACUACGGUCAAGGGCCAACGCGAUGGCGGUCUCGGCUAGGUGAGCACUGUGGACCCGCCAAUGGACGGAUGAUGCCGACUCAAAGAGGCAUAUGGAAGUUUUACCUUACAAGGGUAAGGUUUUAUUUGGGGAAGGUCUCGCGGACCUAGUUUCCACAGCUACCGCGGGUAAAUCUACCUUUUUGCCUUAUGUUCCCCCACAGCAAAAGAAGACUCCUCAGUAUCAGAUGCAAUCCUUUCGGUCGCAUAAGUCCAGAAGAGGUAGGGGCUCUUCCUUCCUCGCCAGAGGUAAGGGUAGAGGGAAAAGAAUGCCUGCUACGGCCAGUUCCCAGGAACAGAAGUCCUCCCCGGCUUCUACUAAAUCCACCGCAUGACGCUGGGGCUCCACUGAGGGGGGCCGCACCGGUGGGGGCACGUCUUCGACUCUUCAGCCACGUCUGGGUUCAGUCGGACGUGGAUCAUUGGGCGAUGGAAAUUGUAUCCCAGGGCUACAAGCUGGAAUUUGAAGACGUGCCUCCUCGCCGAUUCUUCAAAUCGGCUUUACCAGCUUCUCCCCCAGAGAGGGAGAUAAUUUUAGCUGCAAUUCAAAAGCUGUGUCAACAGCAAGUGAUUAUCAAGGUUCCCCUAACACAAGAGGGGAAAGGGUACUAUUCAACCCUAUUUGUGGUCCCGAAACCGGAUGGCUCGGUCAAACCCAUUCUAAAUCUAAAAUCCCUGAACCUGUUCUUAAAAAGGUUCAAGUUAAAGAUGGAAUCGCUCAGGGCAGUCAUCUCCAGCUUAGAAGGAGGGGAUUUUAUGGUGUCAUCGGACAUAAAUGAUGCAUACCUUCACGUCCCCCAUAUAUCCUCCUCAUCAGGCAUACCUGAGAUUCGCUGUACAGGACUGUCAUUACCAGUUUCAGACGUUGCCGUUUGGGCUUUCCACGGCCCCGAGGGUGUUCACCAAGGUAAUUGCGGAAAUUAUGGUGCUCCUACGCAGGCAAGGAGUCACAAUUAUCCCGUACUUGGACGAUCUCCUGAUAAAGCGAGAUCAAAGGAACAGUUGCAGAAAAGUGUGUAGCUCUCCCUGGGAGUGCUACAGCAACAUGGAUGGAUUCGAAAUCUACCAAAGUCGCAGUUGGUCCCAACGACUCGGCUGUCUUUCUUAGGCAUGAUUAUGGACACAGAACAAAAGAGGGUUUUUCUCCCGAGGGAAAAAGCCCAGGAACUCCAGAACAUGGUAAGAGACUUGUUGAAACCGAAAAAGAGUGUCAGUCCAUCAGUGCACUCGAGUACUGGGGAAAAUGGUGGCGACCUACGAGGCCAUCCCCUUCGACAGGUUUCAUGCAAGGACUUUUCAGUGGGACCUUCUGGACAAGUGGUCCGGGUCACACCUUCAAAUACAUCAGAAAAUAACUCUGUCCCCCAGGGCCAGGGUGUCUUUCCUGUGGUGGCUCCAGAGUGCUUACCUUCUAGAGGGUCGCAGGUUCGGCAUUCAGGACUGGGUUCUGAUGACCACCGACGUGAGCCUCCGAGGUUGGGGAACAGUCACACAAGGAAGGAAUUUUCAGGGACUGUGGUCAAGCCAGGAGGCUUGUCUGCACAUCAACAUACUGGAAUUGAGGGCCAUAUACAACGGCCUAUGACAAGCGGCGAAUAUUAUUCGCAACCUACCGGUUCUGAUUCAGUCAGACAACGUCACAGCCGUGGCUCAUGUAAACCGCCAAGGCGGGACAAGGAGCAGAGUGGCAAUGGCGGAAGCCACCAGGAUUCUGCGCUGGGCAGAAAAUCACGUAAGCGCUCUGUUAGCGGUAUUCAUUCCAAUUGGGAAGCAGACUUCCUCAGCAGACACGAUCUCCAUCCAGGAGAGUGGGGACUUCAUCAAGAAGUUUUUGCAGAGAUAACAAGUCUUUGGGGACUUCCUCAAAUAGACAUGAUGGCGUCACGCCUCAACAAGAAGCUUCGGAGGUAUUGUGCCAGGUCAAGGGACCCUCAGGCAGUAGCGGUGGACGCUCUCGUGACACCAUGGGUGUUUCAGUCGGUCUAUGUGUUCCCUCCUCUUCCUCUCAUCUCAAAGAUACUGAGAAUCAUAAAGCGAAAAAGAGUGCAGACAAUACUCAUUGUUCCAGAUUGGCCUCGAAGGGCCUGGUAUUCAGAUCUUCAGGAGCUGCUCACAGAAGAUCCAUGGCCUCUUCCUCUCAGAGAGGACCUGUUACAGCAGGGGCCCUGCGUGUUUCAAGACUUACCGCGGUUACGUUUGACGGCAUGGCGGUUGAACGCCAAAUCCUAGCUGGGAAGGGUAUUCCGGAGGAAGUCAUCCCUACUCUGAUAAAAGCUAGGAAGGAGGUGACGGCGAAACAUUAUCACCGUGUCUGGAGGAAGUAUGUUUCUUGGUGUGAAGCCAAGAAUGCUCCUACGGAAGACUUCCACUUGGGCCGGUUUCUCCACUUUCUACAGACUGGAGUGGAUAUGGGCCUAAAGUUGGGCUCCAUUAAAGUACAGAUUUCGGCCCUUUCUAUAUUCUUCCAGAAAGAAUUGGCUUCUCUCCCAGAAGUCCAGACUUUUGUAAAGGGAGUGCUGCACAUUCAGCCUCCUUUUGUGCCCCCAGUGGCACCAUGGGACCUUAACGUGGUGUUACAGUUCCUAAAAUCUCACUGGUUUGAGCCUCUUCAAACUGUUGAGUUAAAAUUUUUCACUUGGAAGGUGGUCAUGUUGUUGGCCUUGGCAUCUGCAAGGCGGGUGUCCGAAUUGGGGGCCUUGUCUCAUAAGAGCCCCUAUCUCAUUUUCCAUGUGGAUAGAGCAGAGUUGAGGACUCGUCCUCAAUUUUUGCCUAAGGUGGUGUCAUCGUUUCAUAUGAACCAACCUAUUGUGGUGCCUGUGGCUACAGGAGAUUUGGAGGAUUCCAAAUCCCUUGAUGUAGUUAGGGCCUUAAAGAUUUACGUAGCCAGGACGGCUCGAAUUAGGAAAACAGAAGCUCUGUUUGUCCUGUAUGCAGCCAACAAGGUUGGCGCUCCUGCUUCUAAGCAGACUAUUGCUCGCUGGAUCUGCAACACGAUUCAGCAGGCUCAUUCUACGGCUGGAUUGCCGGUACCAAAUUCGGUAAAGGCCCAUUCCACUAGGAAGGUGGGCUCUUCUUGAGCGGCUGCCCGAGGCGUCUCGGCUAUACAGCUUUGCCGAGCAGCUACUUGGUCGGGUUCAAACACUUUUGCUAAAUUCUACAAGUUUGAUACCUUGGCUGAGGAGGACCUCAUGUUUGCUCAAUCGGUGCUGCAGAGUCAUCAGCACUCUCCCGCCCGGUUUGGAGCUUUGGUAUAAUCCCCAUGGUCCUUACGGAGUCCCCAGCAUCCUCUAGGACGUAAGAGGAAAUAAGAUUUUAAACCUACAGGUAAAUCUUUUUCUCCUAGUCCGUAGAGGAUGCUGGGCGCCCGUCCCAGUGCGGACAACAUUCUGCAGGACUUGUAUAUAGUUCUUGCUUACAUAAGGGUUAUGUUACAGUUAAGAUCAGUCGCUGACUGAUACUGUUUGUUCAUACUGUUAACUGGUUGCGUAUAUUCCAGGUUAUACGGUGUGGAUGGUGUGGGCUGGUAUGAAUCUUGCCCUUAGGUUACCAAAAUCCUUUCCUCGUACUGUCCGUCUCCUCUGGGCACAGUUUCUAUAACUGAGGUCUGGAGGAGGGGCAUAGAGGGAGGAGCUAGUGCACACCCAUUCUAAAGUUCUUUAUAGUGCCCAUGUCUCCUGCAGAGCCCGUCUAUACCCCAUGGUCCUUACGGAGUCCCCAGCAUCCUCUACGGACUAGGAGAAAAAGAUUUACCGGUAGGUUUAAAAUCUUAUUUUUAAACCACUGGAUAAAUAAUUGAAUUCUUGGAAAAAAAAUAGGAUUUUGGUACUUACCAGGUAAAUCCUUUUCUUUGAAUCCAUAGGGGGCACUGGAGUACUCUUGGGAUAUGGACGGGCUUCCGCAGGAAACAGCACUGAAUAUUUAAAUUAGUAACACUCCACCCCUCCAUAUCCCUGAGCACUUACUCAGUGUUUUUUACUGAGCCGAACAGGAAUUAAGAGAGGUUAAUAAUGGAGUAUUACACAUAACAUAACUGACAAUAACGAAGUUAACACAUAACGUUACUGACAACUAACAGUUGACACCCUAACCAGCACUUGUAACUUGAACCAGCCGGUGAAAGUGUGUUACCAUAAGAUCCUCAGAACUAACCACAAGUAGGUAAAACUGCUCUGGGUGGGCGUCCAGUGCCCCCUAUGGAUUCAAAGAAAAGGAUUUACCUGGUAAGUACCAAAAUCCUAUUUUCUUUAUCAUCCACUAGGGGUCACUGGAGUACUCUUGGGACGUACCAAAGCUUCCCCCGUGGGCGGGAGAGCUGUUUGGCACUUGUAAAACUAGGCGGCCAAAGCUAGAUGCUGAUGCCGCAAAAGUAUCAAACUUGUAAAAGCGCACAAACGUGUGCACGGAAGACCAUGUAGCCGCCCGGCAAAGCUGCGUCGCAGAAGCCCCACGACCAGCUGCCCAUGAAGUUCCCACAGAACGUGUGGAAUGAGCGGUUACUGACGUAGGCGGUUGUAACCUAGCAUGAAGGUAAGCCUGGCGUAUGGUCAGUUUUAUCCAUCUGGAUAAAGUUUGUUUAGAUGCUGGCCAACCCAUCUUGGCAGCAUCAUAGAGAACAAAUAACGUAUCCGUCUUACGAACUGAAGACGUUCGGGAUACAUAAACGCGUAAUGCGCGAACCACAUCCAGAGUUCCAGAAUGUGCUGUCAACACAGGAACUACUAUUGGUUGAUUGAUGUGAAAAGAUGACACUACCUUUGGUAAGAAGGCGGGAUUCGUCCGAAGUUCCGCUCUGUCAUCAUGAAACACCAAAUACGGUGGCUUGCAUGACAAGGCACCCAAAUCCGAAACACGCCUUGCGGAAGCUAAGGCUAAGAGAAAAAUUGUUUUCCAAGUGAGAAACUUUAUAUCCACUUGUUGUAAGGGUUCAAAAUAUGAAGACUGUAAGAACUCCAAAACCAGAUUCAAGUCCCAUGGCGCUGUAGGUGGUAUGAAUGGAGGCUGUACCCUGAGUACACCUUGGAGAAAAGUGCGUAUAGACGGCAAUAGAGCCAAUCGUCUUUGAAAGUAAAUUGACAAAGCAGAUACCUGCACCUUUAGUGUAGAUAAACGCAAUCCUCCAUCUAAGCCUGUUUGUAGAAACAACAAAAGGCGGCAUAACUUGAAAGCUGAUGUCGGAAAUUUCCGAGCUUCACACCAACCUAUAUAGGCACGCCAUAUUCUGUAAUAAUGAGCUGCCAUAACCGGCUUUCUAGCUCGUAACAUGGUUGGUAUAACUGAAUCUGGAAUGCCCUCUCUUCUUAAGAGGGUGGUCUCAACAGCCACCCCGUCAAACGCAGCCGCGCUAAAUCGGGGUAAAGAAACGGACCCUGUUGUAACAGGUCUGGACGUAUCGGGAGCGGCCACGGAUCGUCUGCGAGUAAUCCUCGGAGAUCCGAGAACCAAGCUCUCCGAGGCCAAUGAGGCGCCACUAGUAUGACUGUGAGCGACUCUCUUUUGAUCCGUUUUAGCACCAGAGGGAGCAGCGGAAACGGUGGAAACAGAUACACAAGACUGUACGGCCACGCGACAGUGAGAGCAUCCACCGCGACUGCCUUUGGAUCUCUUGUUCUGGACACAUACUGGGGCGUUUGAUGAUUGUGUCGAGAUGCCAUCAGGUCCACCUGAGGAUAACCCCAUCGCUGAACCAACAUGUGAAACACUUCUGGAUUUAAUGACCAUUCGCCUGGGUGAAAAUCCCGACGACUGAGAUAAUCCGCUUCCCAGUUGUCCACUCCCGGAAUGAACACGGCCGACAAUAUCACCUGGUGGCAUUCCGCCCAAUUGAGGAUUCGAGCUACUUCCCGCAUUGCCAUGCGGCUUCUCGUUCCUCCUUGUUUGUUGAUGUAUGCGACCGCCGUCGCAUUGUCUGACUGCACUUGGACAGGCUGAGAGCGAAUCAUGUGCACUGCUUGUCGUAGCGCAUUGUAAAUUGCGCGGAGUUCUAGAACAUUUAUAGACAGCAAUUUCUCGUGAUCCGCCCAGAGACCCUGGAGCUGACAAUUUUGAAUUACCGCUCCCCAACCUCUGAGACUGGCGUCCGUAGUUAGAAUUAUCCAAUUGCAAACUCCGAACCGUCUUCCUGCGGUUAAAUUGUGUUCCUUGAGCCACCAUAGCAGAGAAACUCUUGCUAUUGGUGACAACCUCACUCUGUGGUGAAUCUGCAGAUGCGAGCCCGACCACUGGGCAAGCACGUUCAGCUGAAAUGGACGAGAGUGAAAUCUUCCGAACUGAAGCGCCUCGAAAGCUGCCACCAUUGUGCCUAACAGGCGAAUGCACAAGUGUACCGACACUGUGCGUGGUUUGAGUACUAAUCGUACUAGAUGGCGUAGCAUUUGUACUUUUUGUUGUGGUAGGUAAAUCCUUUGAUUGACCGUAUCGAGAAUCAUACCUAGGAACUGAAGGCGUUGAGACGGAAUCAGAUGUGAUUUCUUGAAAUUUACAAUCCAACCGUGGUGAACCAGUACAUUGUAAGUUAGCAGCGCAUGUUGGGUAAGUAUCUGUGGAGACGGAGCUUUGAUGAGCAGAUCGUCUAAAUACGGAACUAUUGUCACUCCCAGGGAUCUGAGGUGAGCUAUCAUCACAGACAUUACUUUGGUGAAUACCCGAGGCGCUGAUGACAGGCCAAACGGCAGAGCCUGAAACUGGUAAUGGUUCUGGCGUAUUGCAAAUCGUAAGAAUUUCUGAUGAGGCUGCCAAAUUGGAAUGUGUAAGUACGCAUCCUUGAGGUCUAGCGCAAUCAUAAAUUCCUUGGUCUCUAACCCCGCAAUCACCGACCGUAGAGACUCCAGUUUGAAUCUGUAGUAAGUUACGUACUGAUUGAGGCCCUUUAAGUUCAAUAUUGGUCUGACUGAGCCAUCCGGCUUCGGGACCACAAAUAGACUUGAAUAAUAACCCUGACCCUGUUGGUGUACAGGGACCGGAAUCAACACUGCCGAAUCCAGUAAGGACUGAAUGGCAAUUUGCAAAACUGUCCUCUUGUCGUCCGACAGAGGCAAGCCUGUCUUGAAAAACCGCAGAGGCGGCAGACAGUCGAACUCUAUUUUGUAACCUUUUAACACUAAAUUGCGAAUCCAGCCCUCCGCGGAUGUGUGGAACCACGCCCCAUGGAACGUCUGAAGGCGUGCUCCCACAGUUGGAGAACCGAGAUGGGCUGGUAGGCCGUCAUGCCACUGGCUUGUCGGUAACCUUAGCGUCUUGGCGAGUUGUGUUGGUUUGAUGGAAACCACGUCCUCGACCACGUCUAGCAGGCGUGGCUGAUCCUCUGCCACGUCCUCGAAAGGGCUGAGAUCUAAAGGAUUUGAACGAAGGUCCAGCGUACCUUCUUCUUGGCGCAGGUGGAGGCACUGGUAAGAACACAGACUUACCUCCCGUAGCCUCCUUAAUCCAUGCGUCCAAUUCUGGACCAAACAACUUCUUGCCAUCGUAAGGCAACGCCUCUAUACUUCGUUUGACCUCUGCCUCCGCUUGAUAAGUACGCAGGUAGAGUGCUCUUCGUGCCAUAACUAGCGAAGAUGAAAUACGAGAAGUGAGCUGACAGACGUCAGUAGACGCUGUACAGAGAUACUCUACAGCCUCAAUCAUUUGAUUUACCUGAAUUAUCAGGUUUUCGUCAUGUAAAGCAGAUUUGAGUUCUGUAAGCCAUAUUAUGAGCGCCUUAGUGACCCAAAUGCCAACCAAUCCAGGUCUUAGCAUCACACCUGCUGCUACAUACAUGGAUUUUAGCAUAGUUUCUAUCUUACGAUCUGAAGGAUCUUUAAGCGUAGUAGCUGAUGGCACUGGUAUGGUUAAUUUCUUGGUAAGCUUUGACACUGAAGAAUCAACUAUUGGUGGAUUCUCCCAUGUACACGUUACCGAGUCUGGAAACGGAUAACUAGACUUAAAUCUGCGAGGUAUAGAAAACCGUUUAUCUGGAUUCUGUCUUGUUUCUACUAACAUCUGAUUUAGAGAAUCCGACACAGGAAAACUUACUGGCGUCUUCCGUCGUUUAGUAAAUACGACCUGAUCAUUGGUGAGAGGCUGCUCAGCUUCAGGAAACCUUAGCGACUGCCGUACCGCUCUGAUGAGAUCAUCAAUGCCGGAACUGUUAACAUCCUCGCCAUCUGACUCCACUUCGCCCUCCUCCCCCUCAUCGUGUUCCGUGAGGUCUGGGAUGGAAUCGUCAGAAUGCAACAUAGCAGACACUGGAAAAUCAUAAGACAUAUGAAAAUUAUCCCGUUUGCCCAAAAUGGAUUUGGACCGUACGCAAGGCUGAGACGCCUCCGGUAGUUCUGGCGGUCUCACCCUAGACUCAGAUCUUAACGUUUCUCGCUCCAGACGAGCAGCGGUCAUUUCUGUCUGAAAUUUCUCCAGUACAUUUACUAACAUACCCCACGGAGGGUCCGGUGAGGAAAUUGGUUGCAAAACCGGAGCAGAAAUGGUAUUCUGAACGGAAUCCACAAAACAUACGUUACAUGUGGUAGAUGCAUUCGGUAACACACUGCCACAUACUUUGCAAAUAUGCUUUUUAGUUUUUGCUGGUGCCUUACUCAUGGCGACAGACAAUACAAUACACAAAAAACAGACACCUGCACGACUCAGUAAAAUAGCAAUAAGGUGGCUCUGUAUAUAUAUCUGGCCCAGUGCAAUACACGUGGCCAGUACUAAGAAAUUUGAUCCCAAAUUCCCACUAACACCCCUGCGCCUUCCGGUGGUGUAGAGAUGUAAGGCAGGAACGUUCUGGAAUCACAGCAGGAAAACACAGGAAGCAUGUUAAAAAUGUCUGCCCUGCUAACUUAUACAUAUAAUCACCGUGCUGGUACAACUUUCACUGAUUAUACUGUAACAAUCUCCUCUGCUGCUGCAGUAUUUCUCUGCGACAUUAUUAUUGUCCCCCCUGUAAUGGCUGCCUGCUCUUUUAGCUUAUUACAGCGGCAGCGCAGCGUGUGGGCCCCCAGCGGGUAUCGUAGAGCGCUAUGUGCCUCGUGUGUCCCAGCGGUGGCCUCGUGUAUAAUAGCGGCGUCAGCUAAUCAAGGUAGCGCUGCGGCGGGCGGCGGCCUGUAAGAAUCGAUCAGCGGUGCCUGCACGGAGGUCUGUGGCCGAACGUGCGGGCGCCUGAGCGGGGAGAGCCGCGGUGCCCGCACGGAGGUCUGUGGCCGACCGUGCGGGCGCCUGAACGGGGAGAGCCGCGGUGCCUGCACGGAGGUCUGUGGCCGACCGUGCGGGCGCCUGAGCGGGGAGAACCGCGGUCGAACGUGCGGGCGCCUGAGCGGGGAGAGCCGCGGUACCUGCCGGAGGCUGAGAGGGGAGAGCCGCGUAACAAUCCCUCUGCCGUCACCAAGCACUAUGUCCCCACACGUCGGGGCGGCAGCGGGAGCUGACCGCCCCGUUUCACAUACCUUACUCCUGCAGACGUGCGGAGGCUCCGACGGGGCUUUUCAGUAAGCGCCGGCUAGCCAGUGCAGGAGGAUGUGAGGGCUGUGAGGGAGCUCUUUCAGAGAGGCCCGACACGCCCGUGCUGCUAUCAGCAGCUGCACUAUCCCUGACCCUGCCUUUUGGAAGGGGGAAAGGGAUGUGUACAAAUAGUAGAAAAAAUAAAAAUAAAAGUUUCUUCAACAAAACCGUGACUUCAGGUAUUAAGCUGCUACCACGUUCAGCACAGAAAAAACACUGAGUAAGUGCUCAGGGAUAUGGAGGGGUGGAGUGUUACUAAUUUAAAUAUUCAGUGCUGUUUCCUGCGGAAGCCCGUCCAUAUCCCAAGAGUACUCCAGUGACCCCUAGUGGAUGAUAAAGAAAAAUGUAUACCAGGACCCAAAUAUCAGUUUCCAAGUGUUUAAGGUCACGUAACAUAUAUCCUGUCACACGAAGAGGGUUUGGGCAUUUCCAGGCGUAUUAUGUGCUGCAUUGUGCACGAUUGAUUAUGGAAAAAUGUUUCCCAUAGAUUUAAACAAAGUGUUUUCCGGUCGCCAAUCCUAGCACCGGUGCAGGCGCAACGGAUAACCUUGUUAUGUCGGCUUCCCAUACAAAGCUAUCACUGCGAGACAUACAGCAAGGUGCUGCGACCUUAUUGAACCUCAAUUAAUUCUCUAGUGUCUGCCCGACAGAUGGUGUAAAAUAGAACGUUUCCUAUGCUCCUUGCAUCAGUCUGUCACCUUUGUACCCGGCGGGUUCCAGCCUGUGUCACUGCAAUGAUGUGAGCACGCCCAAACACCGUUACUGCAAAGCUCUAAGGAAAUGGAGAUUUAAAAAAGUAAUUCAUGCACAAGGCCGGGUAUUAUUAAGAUUUGCCGGCACAACCACGGCGCACAGCAGCUCUGGGCUGUAAGGGGUUAUACAAUCUUAGUAAUCUUGCCUAUGUAUAAUGUACCUGCAGGCGAUGUCAUGUGUCUCUAAUAAUAUGUGCUUUGAUUAAACCUGAGGGUAGGGCUGUGGGCCCAGCAGUGUACUCUUUCCUACCGCUGAUGUAGGUCUCCCUGCACAGUCCUGAUCAUUAUACGGUGUAAUGCGCAGUGCUCUCUUCCAGUGAUAUCACACCCUGUAUGCUGGCCUUUCUCAGCUGCGACAUCCAGCAUUUAUACAUAUGCUAUAAUAAAAACUAACUGUCA